Messenger RNA from Dicrocoelium dendriticum, 2797 nucleotides. The record is from the annotation of a GenBank genome assembly. NCBI's taxonomy places the organism in Eukaryota, Metazoa, Platyhelminthes, Trematoda, Plagiorchiida, Dicrocoeliidae.
UGCAGCCUCCCAAGUCUGCUACGACCUACUCCACAUCUUUGAAACAGAAGUUUGAUAUCUUCAAUCGGACGCGUACUGCACACAUCUACCGCUGCGCGGAGUACAGACUAUGGCGGCUUUGCUUACCGAUUCUGAAUUGAGACAGGAACUGAAGCUACAUGGCUUUGAACCCGGACCUAUAACAGAUACGACACGGUCUGUGUAUAUAAAAAAGUUAAAUAAGCUCAAAUCGGAGCCUAACUCUGGAUCCCAGCCAGUCGUCAACUCACGAAGAUCUCGUGGCCCUCGAGUUUCACCAACAAAGCCAUCCAGUGGCGAUACCCUCCAGCGUGAAAUCACCGCUGAGACACCACGGACAACGCAAGGUUCACAUAGUUUAAGGAACGCAGCUAGGGCUAUCAUCGCUCAAUCAGCACUUCGGACCUCGAUCGCAUCUUCAUCCAGCUCUGGCGACUCGGGUGCUUCAACUGUCAGACCCCAAUCAUUUACACAGAUCUCAUCCCCAAGUGCCACAACCAUUAAAAAUGGUUUGCAGCCCAUCUCCAGUCCUCGGCUCACUCUUGGUCAGCUACCUGCUCCGUCGUUUACACCGGACGCAACACCUAACACUAUACUCCUUCAAAAUGAGUUCAGAACACCUGCUCAGAUGCGGAGCAGCAGUCAUCAGCUUUAUCGCGAAGUCACUCCACAACGUGGCGCUGGUCACACUCCAACACGGAAGACCUAUAUCUACUUCAAAAACGGAGCGCAGUCGGAUUCGGAAACUGAGGAAGAAUCUGAAAAGCCCAGCCCACUUGCCAGCGCAGUCUCUCGCGCAACCGGUUGGCUGCGUCGCAGCGUUAAUUAUGACGAUUCCUCCAAUACCAACCGUCUCUCCACCGAUGCCGGUGCUGCUCACCCUCGCCCUUCGUUUCGGCCUCGCUUUAGCGUUGACUCUCGUGAUGAACAGCAAUUCCGGGCAUCCGAUACAGAUCACUCAGAUACUGAGUGGACUCGUCGUAGACAGUCCUUUCAAAGAACACGUAGUUCACUUGGCGCUCCUCAAGGGUCCGUCCGCGAUACGGGCACAGCCACUUCCACGAGCCUUCUAUUCACUCCUCCUCGUUCAGCGAACAAAAGUACGCAUACUCAACCUCAUCCGGAUCUGACACUGCUUUCCGAUGAUAUGGACAGGGAUUUCGCUAGUAAUCGGUUUGAUGAUGAGGACCGGACUCCCGGUUACUACUCUCCACAUCACCCGACCAAAUCCUCUAUGGGUCGUGUUAUCUCCAAUGUUGUGACCCAUAUACCAAAUUUGAUUCUGGUUCUCGGUCUGAUAUCCAUGUGCUUUUUGGGUCUGAGUUAUCUACUGCUGCGUGAUCAUCACGGAGAAGUGGGAAAAAUGGCAGAUUUGCAGAAAGUUGUAUGCACUCACGAUGCAAACCAAGUGAUUAUUCAUAACGCAGAUGCAUAUGGUUGUUUACAUGAAAAAGAUUUGCCAGACGCUAUAUCGGUGCUCGGAAUUCUUUACGAUAUGCUGAGCCGUUAUUCCGGAGAAUAUCAUUGUGGUACAAGCAGUGUGUCCAGUCCCCGGAUGGUUGUCCAAGCUGCGCAGCGACUCGUCCAACGUGAACUGGAGGCAACGCGCAAAAUCUCCGAUAUCGGUGUGGUCACCAACAUCUGGAGGAACGCCCUAUUUCUGCUCCUUCAUGUCGGGAAGGCUCAUUUUAAGCUUGUUGCUUACGAUGCACUCGGUACUGAACUCGGGCCUAACGAUAAAUCCAGUGAUAUUUUCGAGCUCGAGUGCAUUCAACCCUACUUCACUGGUAUUUGCCGCCUCCGUCGUUGGUUCCAAUGGUUUUCACACAUGUGUGUUACCCUAGUAUGGGUCAUCUCCUCACUGCUGUUGCUGUUUGCUACCCUACUCUUCAUUCGUUUGAUUCGAACCAAACGCCUGCAACAGAUGGAGCAGAGAACUGCGCGUAUUCGCGAUUUAGUCGCCGAGAUUGUGUGCUUGCUUCAGCAACAGUUGCGAGAAAAUGAAAUCAAUCCAAACCUCCCUCCCUAUGUGCCCGUUAACGUUCUUCGAAGUCGACUGAACCAACGUCAUUCCGAUACGCUGGAUCUUUGGCCAGAAGUGCUCAAAUACGUCUACGAGGUGGAGACGUGCAUUGGUGUUCGUGAAUGGCGUGGAAUCGGUGAGACUUGGCAAUGGCAAGGCGGAACCGGUUGGCAAGGUUCAGGUAAGACCGUUGUGAACACUGGGACCAAUCGACCUCAGUCCUGCUUUCCGUCACCUAAUCUGAAUGGACCACCGUCCAGCACACAUUUGUCAGUGCCUGCUUUGGGCAGUUCACCUUAUUUCGGCCGUCCAGAUUGGCACUGGCUUUGGGGUGCGAAGCUCGGCUAUACGCCAAGGGACCUAUGUGGUUGAACAUCGGUUCUUUGUCAUUUGCACGGUGCGCACCAAAGCACCAAAUGUAUCUACUAUUUUCCCGCUUAUCCCCAUGUGCGCCGUCGAACUAUCAUUGCAUGCUAUUUGAAUGAGAGUUGCCUAGCCCUUCUUUUUAUUAUCUUCAGUGUGGAACAUACAUUUCUUUUGUGUUUUUAACACAGCUCAUCAGCUUCAUCCACAUUUGCUCAUGAUGUUGUUUUUUCCCUGGACUACUUUCGACUUGCGAGUUUGGCAUCAACUGGAACUUGAACUGAGCCUUAUCUCCAUUCUUUUUGCCCCCCUACGUUAAACACAUUCCUACUUCAUCGAUUCGUACCAUACGUGUAUCUGUCUGUCUUAUUUUCUAAAUAGAGCUGGUCAACC